Octopus sinensis (East Asian common octopus) is the source of this 1525-nucleotide messenger RNA. RefSeq names its product F-box only protein 7. Gene Ontology annotation, biological process: positive regulation of autophagy of mitochondrion; autophagy of mitochondrion. The record is from RefSeq and is a predicted model, not a curated record. The transcript has 11 exons. NCBI's taxonomy places the organism in Eukaryota, Metazoa, Mollusca, Cephalopoda, Octopoda, Octopodidae. Gene Ontology annotation, molecular function: protein kinase binding. Bases 61 to 1398 code for a protein of 445 amino acids.
AAACAACGUAUAUAUUUACACUUUGCUGACAAGAGUUUGGUUUGACGACAGAGAGACAGAAUGAAGGUCAGGGUCCGGUUUGGGUCGACAACCAAAGUAAUUCCCAUCGACGAUGAAGUCGCAAAUUUUGUUCAGUUGUCAGAACUUCGAAGACUUAUCCACGAAGCAUUUGGUGAUUCCUUGACCGGCUCCUUCUCACUGAGCUUAAAUAAAACAGAUAUUUUCAAAGAUGAGACACAAACUCUAAAAGAUUAUGAAAUUGUCUCUGGAGAUUUACUGCACAUAAUCUCUGACAGUUCCUUCGCAGAACCCAAUCAAAAGAAAACCAAACCUCUGGAUCCACAGAUGAAUGUAAGUAACACCAUAAAGGACAGUACAUCCUCAAAAGAUCCUGAAAAUACCAAUAUUUCAACAGUGGAGAUUGAACCAGAAGCUGCUACAUCUCAGUCAACAUGUGGUUUUGAUACUUCCUAUUCACCGCAAUACAUUAGUGGAGACAAAAUAUCACUUCAGAUGCUCCUGUCAGAAACCCCUCCUAAAAAUCUACAUCAGUCUCUAAUUGUUGCUCUCCACUAUUUAAUGCUUGACUCUGGAUUUUAUUUAUGUGAUGGUUCUGAAGUCCCAGAUGUUAAUACAUAUGCAGCAUGUUGUGAUGUCAAAAACCAGUUGAGCAAGUUUGCCGAUAUUCUGAAAGCUACUGAAUUUUACAAAUUGUAUUACUUCCACCCUUUCUGUAAAGGAGCGAUGUGUUUAAUGAUCUGUGUUCCAAUGGGGUCUAAGCUUGUUAUCAAUGGUAAAGUUGUGACACCUAAAGUGGAAAACAGCAGUUUACCAAAAGCUAUUUUGUGCCCUAAGGAAUAUGUCAAUGAAGAGAACAACUCAGAGUCUUUUACAACUUCCUACCAAAAGCUGUCUAAGCUGACUCGCAUUUUUAAAGAUACUUUUGUCUUAUGUAUGUUGGGAGAACUAAAACAUGCCCUCGGGUUUCCAGACUACACAGGAUUACUUGCUUUACAUUCUGAAAUCAUGCUAAACAUCAUGAGUCACCUUGAUGUGAAAAGCCUCUCAAAAUUUAGUCAAGUCUGUCGACAUUUAUGGAUUUUAAGUCAAGAUAACCUUUUAUGGAGAACAUUGUGCCAAAGAGACUUCAAAGGAUGUGACACAACAGAUGUUGCUAAUGACUGGAGAAAAAAAUAUAAGGGACUGUAUCAGUCUCAGAAACGAACUGAAGUGUUGCGAGGUCCACUAAAUCCUUUGUGCUUCCAGAUGCCUCAUCCUUUUUGCUUCCCCCCUCCCGCACCACAGCCAUCACCUUUCUCAACUAUUGGCGGAGACUAUGACCUACAACCAGCGUACUUUAGCACCAGGUCAAGACUCUUCCGAGAUCCAUUCAUGUAGGCAAUAUCAGAAAAGUCUACUUCAAUUACUACUCACUGAGAUCAAAGAAGAUGAAGAAACUUUCUUUUUUACCAUCAGUUUUCAAACACAGAUAAUCCUUGCAAUAAAAUAUUAAUUUUAUUAUUGA